Molecule: messenger RNA, 1706 nt
Organism: Hibiscus syriacus
Lineage: Eukaryota; Viridiplantae; Streptophyta; Magnoliopsida; Malvales; Malvaceae
Product: glucan endo-1,3-beta-glucosidase 7-like
Exons: 5
Coding region: 55-1509 (484 amino acids)
Biological process (GO): carbohydrate metabolic process
Cellular component (GO): plasma membrane
Molecular function (GO): hydrolase activity, hydrolyzing O-glycosyl compounds
Source: RefSeq, a predicted model, not a curated record
UUACGAAUCUACGCUUCAUGCCUUCUUUAUUUAUUGCUGCAACAUUUUUGUCGGAUGAAUGAGAUGAUCAAACUUGGCAACGUGCAAGACACAGAGUUCAUCCCUUCACUUAUGGCUGCGUUUCGUUUUACUGGAACUUUUCUUCUUCUAGCUCUGCUACUGGCAGUAAAUAAAGCGAAAUCCCAAUCAUUUAUUGGUGUAAAUUAUGGCCAAGUUGCCGAUAAUCUUCCAUCACCGUCAUCCACGGCAAAGCUUCUCCAAUCAACUUCAAUCCAAAAGGUCCGACUGUACGGGUCCGACCCAGCAAUCAUCAAAGCGCUAGCCAACACCGGAAUUGGCAUCGUCAUCGCGACGGCCAACGGUGACAUCCCCGCCUUAGCUUCAGACCCAAAUUUUGCCAAGAAUUGGGUGAAUGCCAACGUAGUUGCGUAUUACCCAUCCAGCAAAAUCAUCCUUGUAAACGUUGGCAACGAGGUUAUCAUGUCUGGUGAUAACAAUCUGAUAUCUCAUUUGUUGCCAGCCAUGCAAAAUAUCAAGAAUGCCCUGGAUGCGGCUUCGUUGGGGGACAAAGUGAAGGUCUCGACGGUGCAUUCAAUGAAUCUGUUGAAACAAUCUGAGCCGCCAUCUUCUGGGAUAUUCGACCCGAGUUAUGGAGACGUGUUGAAAGGACUCUUAACGUUUAAUAAUGCUACCGGUUCGCCUUUUGCUAUUAACCCGUACCCUUACUUUGCUUACCGGAGCGAUCCAAGGCCUGAAACGCUGGCGUUCUGCUUGUUCCAACAGAAUCCGGGACGUUUCGAUGCCAACACGAAAAUCAAUUACAUGAACAUGUUCAAUGCUCAGGUGGAUGCUGUUCGUUCUGCAUUGGAUGCCAUGGGGUUCAAGAACGUUGAAAUUGUGGUCGCAGAAACAGGUUGGCCGUACAAAGGAGACAGCGAUGAAGUAGGAGCAACCAUUGAGAACGCCAAGGCUUACAAUGGAAAUUUGGUUGCACACCUUCGAUCAAUGGCGGGAACUCCAUUGAUGCCAGGGAAAUCGGUCGACACAUAUUUAUUUGCUCUCUACGAUGAGAACUUGAAACCCGGACCAACAUCCGAAAGAUCUUUCGGGCUUUUCAAAUCCGACGAUCUCACCAUGACGUAUGACGUUGGCCUCUCAAAGAGUAGCAGCCAGUCUCCGGUGAGUCCAUCAACGGAGAAGGCACCGGUGACACCAUCGACAGAGCCGAAGAAAGCAGCUUGGUGUGUUCCAAAGCCUGGUGUUUCAGAUGCCGAACUGCAGGCAAGUUUGGAUUACGCUUGUGGACAAGGCAUAGAUUGUGGUCCAAUUCAACCAGGAGGGGCUUGCUUCGAACCAAAUACGUUAACAGCACAUGCUGCAUAUGCAAUGAAUCUCUACUAUCUAACUUCUGGUCAGAAUCCAUCGAGCUGUGAUUUCUCACAAACAGCCAUGCUUUCCUCAAACAACCCAAGCACUAAUGGCUGUAAUUUCCCUGGCGGGGGUAACUGAAAAGUAGAGUAAUAUUCGGGCAGAUGAAUGAAUAAAGGGCGGUGGAUAUCUUUUUUGCUGUUUUUUUUAUUGUCAUUUAGUGAGUUCUUUUAAUCUCGUCAUCUUUCAAUAAUGGUAUUGGGUAAUACCUGAUUAGCAAUUCUUUUAGGCCCUUUAUAGUUGGAAGAAUUAUGUUGCUGUGAGUGAUGGUGAUAAGU